This is a messenger RNA of Prosopis cineraria, 1035 nucleotides long. RefSeq lists its product as uncharacterized. The coding region runs from base 1 to 1035 and encodes 344 amino acids. The transcript has 3 exons. The record is from RefSeq and is a predicted model, not a curated record. NCBI's taxonomy places the organism in Eukaryota, Viridiplantae, Streptophyta, Magnoliopsida, Fabales, Fabaceae.
AUGGAAAAUCGAGUACAAAAGCCACUCUGUCUGUGUCUAGGCUCUCCCUCUCAUGUUCGCGUGUUCAUGCAAUCAAGAGCGAAUAGUGAGACAAUAGCAGCGGAGGCUCAAAAUAAGGCUCCAGAUGCAAACUCGCCAUUUUUUCUUCAUGCUUCAGAUAAUCCGGGGCAAGUUUUUGUCAGUGAAUUGCUGAAUGAGAAUAACUACAUGGAAUGGCAAACCGACAUAACAAAUGCGUUGGUGGCCAAGAACAAAAUGGGGUUCAUAGAUGGUUUGAUCAAGCAACCAGAACUCGAGUCUAAUGUACUGUCUUACUGGAUUCGAUGCGAUGCUAUGGUGAAAGGAUGGCUUAAGAGUAGUAUGUCCAAAGAGCUUCGCGCGAGUGUUAGAUAUGUAAAAACGGCUCAUGAAAUCUGGACUAAUCUAGCAGAACAUUUUGGAAAAGGAAGUGCGCCGCGAGCUUAUGAAUUGAGACGCAAUAUUGCAAAUUUGAGACAGCAGAGACAAUCAAUUACAGUUUAUUAUACAAAACUUAAGGCCCUGUGGGAUGAAAUACGGACCAUUGCACCCACACCAAGGUGCACCUGUAAUGGCUGUACAUGUGGUGUAGCUAGAGAUGUGGAAGUCAUACGAGACAAUGAACAAGUAUAUGACUUUCUCAUGGGCCUCGAUGAAGAGUUUGCAACUGUGAAGACGCAUAUACUGAGCAGAAAACCACUCAUGAACCUAAGUGCAGCCUACCACUUAGUGGUAGAGGAUGAAAAACAAAGGCAAGUUUCAGCCACCCAGAGAAACGAAACUGAGACAAUGGCAUUCCAGCGAGGCCAUACUGAAGAAAGGUGUUUUGAGAUUCAUGGAUAUCCACCAAACUGGAAACGGUCUAACAGAGAAAAGAAAUGGAAUGAAAAGCGAGGUGGACCGAGAGCAGCGUUCGUGAAUUCUGAUGAGAGUCCUAUAUCUGGUUUGAGUUUAGCACAGUAUGAUGGCUUACUCAAAGCCAUUAGUGAAGGCUUGAGUGAUAGUCAAAUCUCAUAA